CGAUUGGAGGGGGUCCACCUACAACUCUUGCAGCUCCCCCACAUCCACCACCACCACUGCGUUGUCGGGGCUGUGGUGGGACAUUAACGGCGCGAGACGAUCGAAGGGGGCAAACGAGUGCACUGACAGCUCGCUAACGACCCCAGACAAGAUGGUCUCGUCGCACCCAACGUGGGACGAUAUCGAGGCAGCGGUUCGAUCUCCCACGCUCUCGCCAAAGAGCUUGCAGCCGUCCAAGCCAGCGCCCGAGCCAGGAUGGCACACGAAUGACGCCGACGUGACCGACUUCGGGCCGUCUCGGCUCGACGACGACGUUGAGAUUGUUCCUUGCAGAGAUUGCGGCAAGGUCGUCCUCCGUGACGCCCUCAGCUUCCACAAGCAGAAUUGCCAGCUAAUCUAUGCCAUUGCCGAGCGCCAGAUCUCGCCGAGCAUCAUCGAGGGCGAUCCGGCGAGCCUGUCGCGAAAGCGCCGAUUGUCUGAGGUCUCGGACUCGUCGCUGGACCACACAGGCUUGGCCGACUCGACGGAGAAGUUGAGCAAAAAGGCACGCAAGGCGCUCGAGGUGGAAGCGCGCAAGAAGGCCCGACUCGAGGCAAAGGAGGCGGCCAAGCAGGGCAAGGCCAACAAGCGCAAGAAAGGACCAACGGAUGUGGACACGCAGUGUGGCGUCAUCAACGACAAGGGCCUGCCCUGCUCGAGAUCCUUGACAUGCAAGUCACAUUCGAUGGGUGCCAAGCGUGCAGUACCCGGCCGGUCGAGGCCAUACGACGAGCUGCUGCUUGAGUGGCAGCGCGUCCACAAUCCGGCUCUCGUGGCCAAGCUCGAGGAAAAGGAGCGGGCACUCGCGGCGUCCAAGGCAGCCGCGGCCGAGCGCAAGCACCGCAAAGCCAUGGAGAAGAAGAAGGCUGCCGCCGAGUCGAGCAACCGUGCCAACGGCGGAGGAGUCGGCAAGAAGAAGCUGACGUCUUCCCCCUCCAAGGCGGGUGCAGACUCGGCGGCAGCCAUGGCUGCCGCCGGCGGCGAUGUGCGGCAGCUGGCCAAGAUGCAAGAGGAUCCCGAGGCAGACAUGUUUGUCCUUGGCUUUUCCGACGACGAAAUCGACAUCGAGAUUCGAGACCUGGUGCUGGCCAUUCGGGCGGUGGCGUCAAGCGAACGCACGCGGAUCCUGCCUCUGGCCAGCCAGGCUUUCGCGGGCGUCUACACGAGAAAGGCACAUAUGCUCAGAGGAUGCCGCGACCUGCUUCGAGAGGGGCUAAAGGGCACAAGAAGUGCGAACAAUGGUCUCUUCAUCCCCAAUGCCCCCAGCCUCAUGGCCGCUCAAAGCCAAUCGUAGAUCGAGCACAUCUGGACAUCUACCUCAGGUCCUUCUCUCUCUCUCCUUCUCUCUCUCUCCUCUAGCACACUACAAGCAACACCAUCAGAUCCGGUCUCUUUCUGUUUUGCUUACACGUUCUUCUUUAUAUAUCACCCAUUGUAUCAAUAGUCUAUCUCAAUCUCAGCAUCUGUCUGGCGAGAUCGCAUCUUCUCGCAUGAGCCUUAAGCUUGUUGCCUACUUGGCACCCUCCUUCUCAGCCUCUGCGAGAUGGUGUCU
Molecule: messenger RNA, 1591 nt
Organism: Acaromyces ingoldii
Lineage: Eukaryota; Fungi; Basidiomycota; Exobasidiomycetes; Exobasidiales; Cryptobasidiaceae
Product: SCA7-domain-containing protein
Exons: 5
Coding region: 152-1333 (393 amino acids)
Biological process (GO): RITS complex assembly; regulation of transcription by RNA polymerase II; regulatory ncRNA-mediated heterochromatin formation
Cellular component (GO): SAGA complex
Source: RefSeq, a predicted model, not a curated record